GGUUUCACGUUUUGUAAACAGAAGUAUUAUUUUGAUGAAGUCCGUAUGAAGAGGAAUGGUUCUUCAUUUAAACUCGAUAUUGUUUAAAAUUUAGCACCGAUUUGAAAGUCAUGGUGUACACCGUUAACGGAUUAUAUCGUGACAGUGUUGCAAACAGCGUAUCAGUUGAAACUGUACAGAAAAGAAGAAGAGCACUGAAAAAGUUGCGGAUACUCUCCAUUGCUUCGAUCAUAGUUUCCUUUUGUAACAUUCCGGUGGGUAUUGUGGUACUCACCCACAGAGGAGACAUGGAAUUUCCCCUUACUUCUGGAGCUCCAAUAUGGUCGGGAGCAUUGGUCCUCGCCUGUUCCAUACAUGGACUCAAAGUCUCCUGGAUGGAAGUAGAAUAUGAACACGUGCCUUCACCACGUGCCUCUCUUCAUCUGAAGGCUUAUCAUAACAUAAACCGAGUGAGCGUGUUAACAAGUCUUGCGUGUAUUGCCUUCUCCGCUGUCUUCGUUUUAUAUUGUGGUCGAGAUUCCUAUAAUCCCGAAUCUUGUCCAACCAGUGAAAGAGAAGAAAUGAUAUCAAACAUUUUGGCGAUGUCAAUUUCUGUCAUUAUGAUGAUUUGUAGCAUCAUGGGCAUUAUUCUACUUCGGUUAAAUGGCAAAGCAUUAGGACUUAAAAAGCUCUUGGAAAUUGCCUCCGAAGAGAAUCGUAAUGCCAGACAAGAGCAAUCUGAAGAUAUUACUGAAAAUACUUCACAACCACAGAGACUUCGACCGACGUCAUAUGAUGAUAAUUUUCCCGCUCCAACUGCACCACCGCUGUGUAUUCGUAAUUUUCCCGAUCCAUAUGCACCACCGCAGUAUGAUAGUUAUUUCGAAAGGGUUUCCGAAGAGAAUCGUAAUGACAGACUAGGACAGACCGAGGAAACAACUCGCAGAGAUAUACUUGAAAAUCUCGAACUUCAGCCGCGGAGAAUUACAGACAUCGACAACAGGAUUACAGAUUUUGAAAAUACGUCACAUCCACAAAGACUUGGACCCCCACCUUAUCAUAGUAAUUUUCCAGACCCAAGUGCACCCCCGCCUUAUGAGCGUAAUUCUUCCGAUCCAACUGAAUUUGAAUAUAGGUAUAGAGAAUUUCAAAAUACUUCACAUUCUCAGAGAUUUGGACUACCGCCGUAUGAUAACAAUGAUUCCGAUCUAACUGAAAAUUACCAAAGGACUACAGAUAUGGAAAUUAAUCCUCAAAGACUUGAACCACCGCUUUAUGAUUCUAGUAUUCCCACACCACCAUAUGAGUGUAAUCGAUCCGAUCCCACGGAAAUCGACUAUAGGAAUCCAAGAUUACAGAAUAAUUCAAAUCCUCAAAGAUUGGGACUACCGUCGUAUGACGAUGUUUCUAAUCCAACUGAAAUUGGUUCUAGGACUACAGAAUUUGAAAAUAAUUCACCUCAUCAAAAUGUUGCUACACCUGUGGAUUAUAAUUCUAUUGAUCUGACUGAGCCACCACCAACAUAUGAAGAAUAUAUGCGCAAUUUAUAGAAAACAUGCUUAGAAUGAUACAUGACAUAAAGAAGUGAUCAACGGAAGUUAUAAAGUUAAACAGCUUUGAUUACAUAAAAAAAUGCAGAGUUUUCAAAUUCAAAAUCUUCAAUAUCAUUAUAAUUUGCUACCUGUUUUCAAAAACAGUGCGUGCAUCUGAAGAUAUAUCUACCACAUAGGAAGUAAUACAAAACUGUAUGUCAUUGCAAGUACAUGUUUAUGCAUUCUUACCAUUCAAGGUAGAGUCCAUCUAAAUUUUUGCUUCCUCGGAGCACAUUGUUAUGCAUAUUGAAAUAUAGACGUCUUUUGGAAAGUGAUUGAUGGUGUCUUUUAAAUGUGCAACAAGGUUUCAGAAUUAUUUUACUUUCAUCAAGAGCGCUAACCGGGGUUAGAUACAAAAACUGUUUCCACAAUUGUUAACCAUAUUUUAAAGAAAAUCAACUAUGCUUUUUAAAAACCCUUACAAACAAAGACUUAAUUUAAGUUUACCAAGCCUCUUUCUUUAUUCCUCACCAAAAUAUUAACAGCAAUGAGGGAGAAUCUUCAGAAGUAUUGUAUAACAAUACAUUUCAGAAGUGGUAUUAACCAGACCUGGAAACUAAUAGACUCCAAAGAACUAUUUAGAAAAUUUGAAAUCACAAAUGUUAACCAAAAUCAAUUAUAUCAAGUCCUACUUUUCAUUACGUUAUACAACCAUUCCCCAUGAUAAAUUAAAUUCCAGGUUUUUGACAUCAUAAACAUCUACUUUUUCAAUAGAAAUGGAACUCGUAAAUUUACUUUUCUUGUAAAUUUUUCAUUUUCAAAAUUAUUUUGUUAAAAGCAUUUUGAUUGUUUACCAAAGUACUCUGACGUUGAUAUUGAAAAGGUGGUUUAGUUUUUGAUUGACAAUAUUAUGUAUUGUUUGGUGAUGAAGUUUUCAAGAAAGCUGUUGGAUUUCCUAUGAGUGCUAAUUGCGCCCGUUGUUAGCAGACCCAUUUUUUAUCGGCCGCAGCAGCGGUCAAUCUAUUUGUGGUUGUGUUAGAAAGUGCACAUGGGGAAUGAGAUGUUAUUUAUUAUCAGUUCAGAAAAAUAUUUCUUUAAUGAUAACAUGUAUAGAAUCAUGAGUAAAAAUAUUUUAAGAACUUGCUUUAAACUAAGUCUUAAUUGUUAUUAUUUUUUCAAUUUCAUUUGUCGUCGGAUAAUUAUUAAUUUAUGAUUAUAUAAAAUGAGUUUACAAUAGUUACUCCCCAACCUGGGAGUGUGUAAGAUAUGAACGCAAAUUGUCUUGAUUUUCCGGAUAAUAAUUAAGUUGUGAAUAAAAAUUGAAAAGUG
Molecule: messenger RNA, 2840 nt
Organism: Saccostrea echinata
Lineage: Eukaryota; Metazoa; Mollusca; Bivalvia; Ostreida; Ostreidae
Exons: 4
Coding region: 111-1529 (472 amino acids)
Source: RefSeq, a predicted model, not a curated record